Zingiber officinale is the source of this 1065-nucleotide messenger RNA. Its product is annotated as transcription factor MAMYB-like. Gene Ontology annotation, cellular component: cytosol. Lineage: Eukaryota; Viridiplantae; Streptophyta; Magnoliopsida; Zingiberales; Zingiberaceae. Bases 32 to 1012 code for a protein of 326 amino acids. Gene Ontology annotation, biological process: 'de novo' cotranslational protein folding; regulation of translational fidelity. The transcript has 2 exons. The record is from RefSeq and is a predicted model, not a curated record. Gene Ontology annotation, molecular function: ribosome binding; Hsp70 protein binding.
UCGCCGGCUGUAGAUUUAUCGGUCCCGAGAGAUGGAGUUCUUGGAGGAGGAGAGGCGGCCGCGAUUCCUCUUCCAAGCCGGCCGCAGCGCCGGCGUAUUCGCCGCCUCCACGGCGAUCGAAGAGGACCCAAAGUUGGAUAAGUUUCACGCCGCCGCUUGCCUCUCCGCCUCGGCUGCCCUCCUCUUCCUCGCCUACCUUUCCCUCUCCGGCACCCAGACCCUCGCUUCCCUCCUCUUAUGGGCUGCCUUCUCCCUCGCCCUAGGCGCUUUCUCACCUCCCUCCUCCACCGGAGGUGACUGCCGCGUCGGUCGCGGAGAUCCUCUCCCCGAUCCCGAGCCCGCCCCUGAUCACUCCGAUCUUGACGAUCCCAAGAAGCGGAUCCAGGGCCGUCGCGCCAGAUCCAAGAAGCCGGAAGACCCUCCUCCUCCUCUGGUUCCCGUCGUCUCGGCAAUGGCGAAGAUCAAAGAUCCGAUCUUAGACAAUGACAGUGGAUUAGCGGAUCACGUCAAGUCGGAACAAAAUGAAGAAGAGAAAGAAUGGACCGAUGAGGACUUUGAGCUUCUCAAGAGGCAGAUCUCGAAGCACCCAGUCGGCAAACCACGGCGGUGGGAGAGGAUCGCCGAAGCUUUCCGAGGCCAGCACGGGUUGGAUAGCGUGAUAACCGCUGCAAAGUCAUUAUCGGAGAAGAGACCUGCGUCUGGGGAUUCGUAUCAGCAGUUUCUGAAGCAGAGGAAGCCGGUGGAUAAACGAGUGGUGGCAGCCGAGUUGGAGUUGCCACUUCAAGUUGGAGAGAACGGUGAUUCCACCAAGGAGAAUGGUGGAGGGGCGGAAAAAUGGAGCUCGGGAGAGGACAUUGCACUUCUUAAUGCUCUCAAGACAUUCCCCAAGGAUGUGUCAAUGAGGUGGGAGAAGGUUGCUGCAGCAGUACCAGGCAAAUCGAAGGCAGCCUGCAUGAAGAGGGUCGCGGAGUUGAAGAGAAACUUUCGAACCUCGAAAGUUACAGAUGCGUGAAUAAAUCCUGCUUCCAUUUUACUGAUCUGGAGGUUAAUAUGCUUCUUAUGCAA